This is a messenger RNA of Anopheles nili, 1677 nucleotides long. RefSeq lists its product as uncharacterized. Gene Ontology annotation, biological process: protein localization to plasma membrane. The transcript has 2 exons. The coding region runs from base 1 to 1677 and encodes 558 amino acids. The record is from RefSeq and is a predicted model, not a curated record. Lineage: Eukaryota; Metazoa; Arthropoda; Insecta; Diptera; Culicidae. Gene Ontology annotation, cellular component: plasma membrane.
AUGGGAAGGCUUUCGGCAUUUUUUUCCCGGAAAAAGUUGACGCCCGCGAAGACUCGCCUGCUGGUGGAUCAGCUGAAAACGUCCUGCGGUAUAUUUUUGGACCCCACCAUUCGCUCGCCCAACAUCCAGGGAACGAAGGCUUUAAAGAUCUUGCGUAAAAUCAUCACCAGAUCCCAGCGUGACAUCAUCCAGUACAUCCCGGAGCGGGACGCCAUCUUGGAGUGCUCGCUCGUGCUGGUACAAAAUUACGUGGCCCACUUGCGGCUUCGACCUAGCCCGUUGAAGCGCUUCCGCAAGGAGGCAUUCGGGGACGCGAAAGUGCUCUUCCAAACGGCCGUUGAUCUGCUGAUACCGGAGCUCCAGGAUGAGGUCAUCGACACCAUCCUUAAGUUUCUGCAGACGGAGAACCUCUGGAAGGUGGAGUUCAUCUGCGUGGAGAUCCUGCUGUUCGUGCUGGAGUGUCGCUCACCAUCCGCACUGCUGCUAUCGAAGCUGAUCGAUCGUAUCGAGCGCUCGCUCACGGUACCGGACGUUGCGCAGGUACGCCACGUGCUGUCGGUGCUGCAAAACGUGAUCGCUUCGCAACGUUGGGACGACAUAGAGUACUCCGAGCUGUCGAAACUGUUGCGGUUCUACCAUAGCAGCGUGAUGAUUGGAACUAGCCGCAAUCAGAUCUACGAAUUACGACGUGGGUUCGAAAAGUGUCUGAAAACGUUGAUCCCACUGCUGUCGGUGGCUGAUGUGUACUGGUUCUUUGCCGUCAUGCUACCACUCGCUUUCGACACGGAGAUGUCCGACGAGGCACGGAUCGAGUUUGGGUCUACCGUGGAGUACACCGCUUCGAAGAUGGUGAUCUGUGAUCAGCGCAGCUCACAGCACACGGCCGAGAUGUGCUCGUUCGUGAUGCAGUACCUGUUGCAGUACGUCACCUCCGACGAAGCCACACGGUGCAUUCUCGCUUGCAAGGUGCUGACGAAGUUGCUCGAUCGAGGUGAGCAUGGCCCGGACCAGUUCCAGACGCCCAUCAUAUUCCACAUGGACACGUACUACGACAUCGUGCUGGCUACGGACUUUUUGCCGCUUCAUCAGCUGCUCGUGGUGCAUCGUGUAAAUCUGGAGCAGGCGCUGUUGAAGGCGAUCGAGCGGCACAGCAAGCGCAAGAUGAACCUGGAGGUGUUCUAUCAGCUCCUGUGCACGAUGCUCGUCGAAGCACCGAGUGGGUUUACUGCGGCCGUCGUAAGCUGCCUGCUGCUGAAGGUGCAGAAGUUGUUCCUCGACGAUCCUGCCGAUAUGCAAUCGGUCGUGGUGGAACAAAACAAGCGGCAGCACGCUAAUCGCAUUCACGGCACCAUCAUGGCGGUGAUGACGCUGAUCAACUGGAUCCAUCGUACGGGCUCGAUGAACGCGUACGUCACGCGUAUCCUGAACGAUCGGUUCGAUCACGCACCGAGCCUUAAUCCGCCACUGCGCGAGCAUUACCGGUACGCGCCACAUCACAUCUCGUGGUACGAGCGGUGGCUGUUUUUCGACACGCUCGAGAUCCGGUACGGGCUGUGGAAGUGCUUCCGAAUCGCGGAGGAGAAAAUUCCCAAACCGGUCCGGAUGAGCACCAUCAUGAACCGCGAUCGCAGGCGACGGCUCAAUGGCAUUUCCCUGCACAUCUUGGCUGGAAUGUGA